Medicago truncatula (barrel medic) is the source of this 2002-nucleotide messenger RNA. RefSeq names its product protein WVD2-like 3. Lineage: Eukaryota; Viridiplantae; Streptophyta; Magnoliopsida; Fabales; Fabaceae. The coding region runs from base 534 to 1685 and encodes 383 amino acids. The record is from RefSeq and is a predicted model, not a curated record. The transcript has 7 exons. Gene Ontology annotation, molecular function: microtubule binding. Gene Ontology annotation, biological process: microtubule cytoskeleton organization.
AUGAUACCUUGUCGGAUAAUCAUAUUGUUGAGUUGUUAAUUUUGAAUUAUUAGAGUUUUAAUCAUUGAUUGAAGAUGCUUGCCAACCAAUUUGAUUACUUUCCUUUUCUGUGUUUUAGUUUUUCUUAACUUAGUUAGGUAGACAAUUUGGUUUUAAAUUUUAUAUGUUAAAUAAUUCACAUAUGCUAACAACUUCAAUACUUUUGGAAUUUGUCCUGCUCAUUACUUAGGUUUUUUAAUCAAUCUUUGGCCCCAUGGUUCCACUUUUUAGUUGAAAGCAACUAUUAUGAUUUCUAAAGAAUAUUCUCUUAUCUUCUAGGGUUUAUUAAAUAAUUGAAUUUAUAUACACGUUUGGGCAUGCUUGGUGCAAGAGUGUUUAUAUAUCUAUGAUAGUGUUGUAUAUGUAAUGUUCCAUUUCUGAAAGAUUAUUUCAACAAUAGAACUUAUACAGUCCAUUUCAUAAAAUCACUUGAGUAAAACCCUUUGGAAGCUUUCUUUGAUUUCUAUUUCAACCUUGAAUCUGUACCUAUUGCAAUGGGAAUAGAAGAUUCAGAUAUUUGUAUCAUCAAGGAGCCAGAUCGUGUCGUAGUCUAUUCCGAUGGCAUUUCACAAGAUUCAGGUCACGAAACCGGAACUGAUAAUCACAAUAUGACAGAGUCUUAUGAGCAUAUCAAUGAGACUACUGAACAUCAUAGUUCAGAAGAGAGCACAAAGGAAUACGAGGUGAAGGAAUGUACAACAGAAGUUUCUGUUAAGGCCCCCGACGUAUCUAACAUCAGAAAAAGUGAGGAGAAGUUAACACCAGAUUUUGAGGGUGUUCUCAAUGCGAAAAGUUCGAAACCGCACAAAACAAGGGGUAAUCACAAGCCACGAGAUACUGUGAAGCCUACAGUUCCGCGACCAUUUUCCCUAGCAACUGAAAGGCGUGCUACAAUUCUAACUCGUCCUACUUUUGAAGAAGAUAACAAGGGCGGUCACGGAAGAAAAUCUGUAAAUAAAAAGAAUGUUCUGUCUUCCAAUACGCUUAAACAGAAUCAGUUGAAGACUCCUUUAGUUCCAAGGAAACCGUUGAAACCUGAUAACAAGAAACAUUCUGAUGAGGAUGAUUCAUGUUCAGUUGCUUCUGGAACCGCAACUUCUGUGAAGUCGUUCAAGUCCAGGGCAACUGUUGCUUCUGCUCCAAGCUUUCGGUCGACUGAACGCGCACAAAGAAGAAAGGAGUUUUAUUCAAAAUUAGAGGAAAAGCAACAAGCAAUGGAAGCUGAGAAGAAUCAAAAUGAAGCAAGGAGCAAGGAAGAGAAAGAGGAAGCCAUCAAACAGUUGAGGAGGAGUUUAAAGUUUAAAGCAAGCCCUAUGCCAAGCUUUUACCAUGAGGGGCCUCCACCUAAGGUUGACUUGAAGAAGCUACCACCCACACGUGCAAAAUCUCCAAAGCUGGGCCGGCGAAAGAGCAACAGCGGUGCAGUUUAUUCAUCUGAAGGGGUCAAAGAAAAAGGAGCGGCUGCUCAGAGAAAGCAUCGCACAUCAAACACCAACAACUGUAACUUGAGUGAUGUGACUAACGGCAGUGGCUUGGAUGGUCUCAUGAGUAAGACCGAAAACGAGACCGAGCACACCAAAUUAAUUGAAGAAAUUAAUAUGAUCAAAGCGAAUGGACAAGCGGGCAUAGAGAUCAGCAGCCAGUAACAUCUUCAAUGAGAUUAGUUUUUCACUUCUAAUUUAUGAGUUUCUGGGGAAUAGAAGUAUUGUUCCUUCCAACUUUCCAAAGGGUGUUCAAUUUAUUUCCUUUAACUUAUAAGCACUUUCUUCUGUGUGCAGUGUUUGAUAUGUGAAAAUGUUUAUUUGUAAUUUAUCUCAACUUAUUUGUAAAAAGGAAAUUCUAUUGCUCAUAGGAGCUAUUUUAAGCAUUUGUCUGUCUGCCUCAACUUCAAGGUCACAUUGUUUGAAGUUAUUGGAAAAUAAUUUUGUUCAGUGAACAGAAUAAUUAUGCUUCAUUCUUGCAA